GGGUGCUUCCAGGUUAUGUGGCCCAGAUUAGUAGCCAACAAGAUCCUUAGAAAGAGAUUAGGAAGCUACAAGUUUGUCGCAGAUUUUCUAAGCAACAAAGAAACCCUGUUGGAAAUUCCAAGCCUAGAUCAACCAUCCUUGAGUCCCAACACCAUAUUCAGUCAUCAUAAGGAUACACAGAACUACAGGAUUUUUGUUUGUACUUGGAAUGUUGGAGGGGUUGCGCCACAUGAAGAUUUGGAUAUGGAGGUUUUGCUAGAUACAGGCAAUACCUCCUGUGACAUCUACGUUCUUGGGUUUCAAGAAAUUGUGCCCCUGAGCACGUCCAACGUGUUAGGAUCAGAAAAUAGCAAGAUUUCCAUGAAAUGGAAUUCCCUGAUUAGAGAAGCUCUGAACAAGAAAACAGGCUGCCGAGACAAAAUCCAACAUUCCAAUGAAGAUGGAAAGUCAUCAAUUGAAAACAGCAUCCCGGUGCAAGACUUUCAGUGUAUUAUAAGUAAGCAAAUGGUUGGGAUACUAAUCUCGGUAUGGGUUCGAAGCUAUCUUCGUCCUUAUAUCCAAUAUCCAAGUGUUUCAUGUAUAGGCUGUGGAAUCCUGGGCUGCCUAGGAAAUAAGGGUUCAGUAUCAGUUAGAUUUCGAUUGCAUGAAACAAGCUUCUGCUUUGUUUGCAGCCAUCUAGCUUCUGGGGGUAGAGAAGGGGAUGAGAAGCUUAGAAACUUCAAUGUUUCCGAAGUAUUGUCCCGAACAAGUUUUCCUAGGGGCCCUUCACUUGAUUUCCCAAGAAAGAUCCUAGACCAUGAUAUGGUAAUUUUGCUUGGAGAUUUGAACUAUAAAAUUUCCCUACUAGAAUCAUGUGUUCGACUCUUAGUGGAAGGAAGAGAAUGGAAUGCCUUGCUGGAAAAUGAUCAGCUAAGGAUGGAGCUGAUGAAUGGUCAAUUUAAAGGUUGGCAUGAAGGAUCAAUCACAUUUGCUCCUACUUACAAAUACUGUCCGAAUUCUAACGUAUACUAUGGAUGUUCUCAACAAAGCAAAAAAGGCAAAAAGAAGCGUGCCCCAGCAUGGUGUGAUAGAAUAAUCUGGUACGGGAAGGGAUUAAAGCGACAUGUAUAUAACAGAAGUGAAGAAAAUUUCUCUGAUCAUAGACCUGUCAAGGCAAUAUUUACUGCUGGAGUUGUGGUUUUACAUUCACUGAAACAAUUUCAAAGCUUUUUAUUAUCAGACAGGUUUGACAGAAUUACAAGCUAUUUGGAUGGAGGCAUGGGUGAGCAGUUGGAUUUUUAUGGAAUAGUGGGAGAAGGCGAAUCCAGGGACAGGCAGGGCCAUCCUCCCCCCCUAAAUGUGAUGAUCCUUAAUAUGAAGCUUGUCCUUCCUUCCCAACUUGAUUCACCGAUUCAGCUCCUUUCAUGCGUUUGCUGGCUUCGCCUUGCUUGUAUGUAUGUCAUGGUGAAAAACAAAGAAAGGGAAGGGCUUGUAGCCAUCUCUGGUUCAUGCUUUGGCCAUUACUGUAUUGAAAUCAGUCAUCACUCAUCAACCUUGGCUAAGAAUUGGUUGAAAGAUCAACUUUUGGGUGUUUAA
Messenger RNA from Durio zibethinus, 1575 nucleotides. Lineage: Eukaryota; Viridiplantae; Streptophyta; Magnoliopsida; Malvales; Malvaceae. The record is from RefSeq and is a predicted model, not a curated record.